AUGGCAUUUGUCCGUGGAUGUGAUGGCACAUUUAAAGUAGUGCCUACAUUUUUAGAAAAUGAUAUGUACCAGUUAUUUACUUUCCAUGUAAUUUAUAAAGAUGUUAUCCUUGCUUUGCCAUAUUUGCCAGCAAUACGCCAAGGCGAUAUCGUCAAGUCAAUGAUAGAUGAAUUUCAGUCAAUUGUAGAUUAUGUUCAUGAAUAUCCAGAAAUAGCAGCACAACUUACAGAUUUCUUAUUAAACUAUGUUUGGGCAUAUUGGUUUGGCACAAUGGGACCGUCGGCAAUAACUGUUUAUAAUCAAGACAUAAGGACCAAUAAUUACAUCGAAACUUACCACGCUACAAUAUUGAGACUAAUUAAGCCGCAUCCCAAAGUGUGGGAAUUCCUUAGCGAAGAAGAACUUUUAAUACAUGCUGCCCAAUAA
This is a messenger RNA of Myzus persicae (green peach aphid), 426 nucleotides long. RefSeq lists its product as uncharacterized. Bases 1 to 426 code for a protein of 141 amino acids. The transcript has 4 exons. The record is from RefSeq and is a predicted model, not a curated record. Lineage: Eukaryota; Metazoa; Arthropoda; Insecta; Hemiptera; Aphididae.